Molecule: messenger RNA, 1157 nt
Organism: Odocoileus virginianus texanus
Lineage: Eukaryota; Metazoa; Chordata; Mammalia; Artiodactyla; Cervidae
Gene: GLIPR2
Product: GLI pathogenesis related 2
Cellular component (GO): extracellular region
Source: RefSeq, a predicted model, not a curated record
CCUCCUCGCUCUGAACCGCGCUGGGCCGGGCCAGGAGGGAGCGCAGCGCAGGAGCGGAGCAGCGCGCCGAGCCUGCCAUGGGCAAAUCAGCCUCCAAGCAGUUUAACGACGAGGUCCUGAAGGCCCACAAUGAGUACCGGAGGCAGCAUGGUGUCCCCCCACUGAAGCUCUGCAAGAAGCUCAACCGGGAAGCUCAGCAGUAUUCAGAGGCCCUGGCCAGCACGAGGAUCCUCAAGCACAGCCCAGAGUCCAGUCGUGGCCAGUGUGGAGAGAACCUGGCAUGGGCAUCCUACGAUCAGACAGGAAAGGAGGUGGCUGAUAGAUGGUACAGUGAGAUCAAGAACUACAACUUUCAGCAGCCUGGCUUCACCUCUGGGACCGGACACUUCACAGCCAUGGUAUGGAAGAAUACAAAGAAGAUGGGAGUGGGGAAGGCGUCUGCAAGUGACGGGUCCUCUUUUGUCGUGGCCAGAUACUUCCCAGCAGGGAAUGUCGUCAACCAGGGCUUCUUUGAGGAAAAUGUCCUCCCUCCAAAGAAGUAAUAUUUGUCCAGUGGAAUGGGAAGGUGGCAGACUUAAGAACUUGGAUAUGAAGUGCCUAGAACAACAAAAUUCAGCUGUGUGUCUGUUCCUGUGGGUGUGUGUGCUUGUGAGUGUGAUGCUGAGUCUCUUGCACACACACUCGGUUAGACAGCUGUGCGUGAAAUCAUUCUCAUCAAGGAAAUGAGCAUACAAACCCUCUAUCUCAAUGAUUCCCUAGGCUACAGUUAUUUGGACUUUGACAGGAAAAAUUCAAUUUUUGAAGUUUUUAAAAAUUUUUUAAAGCAAACUUUUUUUGUACCUUCUUACUUAUAUCCACCCCCGAUCCCUGGACUUUCUGUAUUCCAACUGUUUGUGAUGCUGAGAAAGUGAAGUUCAUCUUAUGGGACCUUCAUGCAUUGUAAUCUACUUUGGGUAGAUAUUUAAGAAUAUUAAACCCUCAUUUAAAUGUGACAAAAAUACAGCUUUAAACGUGUAAAUACAAAGCAGUUUCCAUAAGAAAUACAGGGUAGGCAGAGACUCCAUUUCACGGAAUUACUGAGAUUUCUCAGUUGUAAGACAUGAUGUCAUCUGCACACCUCCUGGAAUUCUCUAGUGGGAUUGCCAAAAAACAAAUGG